This is a messenger RNA of Blastocystis hominis, 1032 nucleotides long. RefSeq lists its product as hypothetical. The transcript is spliced from 7 exons. Bases 22 to 969 code for a protein of 315 amino acids. The record is from RefSeq and is a predicted model, not a curated record. NCBI's taxonomy places the organism in Eukaryota, Bigyra, Opalinata, Blastocystidae.
GAUUACAGCAGAUUCAAUAACAUGAAGAGUUGUGCAUGGAAGUGCUGGGCGUUACUAUUACUCAUCUUUUGGGCUGUUGUUCUCUGUAAUUACUCCCUUCUAAGAAUUAACACCUCUCUUGGCUCUACAAUUUAUGUUUUUGCAAAGUUACCGAAACCUCCUACCUCAAGAUUCUUCUUGCCUUCUCAAGCGAAGGAAAAUGGAAGGCCAUUAGGGGUACAAAACUAUCUAAGCACUACUGGUGAUAAAACGUUUGACCUUGUCCUAUUUUCCACGGAAGAUGGUUAUUCUCCAUAUACGAUGCGAAAAUUAAAGCUGUUUCGUUCCAUGUGUGACAUCUACGCGUCCAAAUAUAGUUUUCGUGCUAUUCUAUUUACUAAGACACAAACUCUCGCUUCUGCUUUGUCAAGUUCCUCUGUGAUUAUUGUUUCUGAUUUUGAGGUCAAUCCUUUCGGUUUGCCCAUAAUUACAUCGAUGUUUUCGAUUGCCCAACGACUUGUCAGCGCGAAAUACUAUGGGUACAUCAACUUUGACAUCCUCGUUGAUCCCAUGAUCUUCGAUGUCCUUUCGUUUUGUGAGAAUUCUGUGAAGUCCGGCCAGAUAAAACCGAUGCAUGAGAUCGCUGGCCGUGUUUAUGAGCGAAGCUGGAGCGACCUUCCCUCUUCUUUCGAUUCUUUUGAAGCUCUACGCUCCUAUUUUGCGAACUACACGCGUAGCAGAGCACGCAUCCGAUCUCCGGGAAGUGCCGACUAUUUCGUGUUUUCGCGUCAAGCCAUGCCUCUCGUCACGAAUACGUCGCAGAGCGCUGUGAUUGGUCGUCUACGAAUCGACAACUACUUGAUGGGAGUGAUCUACGAGGCGGGCGAUCUGAUCGAUGCGACGACUGCGGUGAUCGGGUUUCACGAGGGGAUCGAUGGCUUCUUCAACCGCAGAGCGGGCUCGCAAACGCCGUUCACUACGGCUAUGUAGGCGAGAAGGGCGCCAAGCAGCUCCGCGCCUCCAAUCGACAGUGCUGUACUCUACACACCCAUU